Molecule: messenger RNA, 4263 nt
Organism: Oncorhynchus gorbuscha (pink salmon)
Lineage: Eukaryota; Metazoa; Chordata; Actinopteri; Salmoniformes; Salmonidae
Product: synaptopodin 2-like protein
Biological process (GO): positive regulation of actin filament bundle assembly
Cellular component (GO): actin cytoskeleton; Z disc; nucleus
Molecular function (GO): actin binding
Source: RefSeq, a predicted model, not a curated record
CCUGUGCCCCCCCUGACAGUCGACACAGCAUUCCACUGUUAGCAGACGGAAACCAGUUCCUCUCUCUCUCUUUCUUUCUCUCUAACCCCUUCCCUUUCAACCCCCCCCCCCCUCUGGGUGGAGUGGGCUGGGUCACAGAGGAAGUAUGUCAGACCAGAGAGACAGCAAAUACACAGAGCAGUCGGAAGAACCAGAGAGACAUACACUCUGUGUGACUCAGCGUGUGAGUGUUACUGAGUCGUGAUGGUAGCAGAGGAGGUGGUGGUCACUCUCUCAGGAGGGGCUCCAUGGGGCUUCAGACUGCAAGGAGGAGUUGAGCAUCAAACACCACUGCAGGUGUCCAAGGUGCGACGGCGCAGUAAGGCAUGCAGGGCUGGCCUGAGGGAGGAGGAUGAGUUGGUUGCCAUUGGCGACCGAGUGUGUGCCGAGCUCAGCCACGCCCAGGCCAUGACCCUCAUUGACUCCCACCGGCACACACUCAACCUCAGGAUCAAGAGGUUUAGGUCUGGGGUCCACACUGUGGCCCUGUCAGGUCGUACACCUACACAUAUAGCUACACACACAUACACACCCACACACUCCGUUCUCUCCCCCACUGACGGGCCAGCCUGCCUCACCAUUACCUCCCCCCCUGACAGCGAGGCCUACUAUGGAGAGACGGACAGUGACGCGGACACACACACACACACACACCGCCGCCAGCGACGCACACCUCCGCACACGCGCUCUCCAGGCCGCCAGCAGCAGGAGGAGGAGACCUCGGAGUUGAGCGGGUAUGAGAGCGCCCCAGAUGGAGGGGUUUCCCUGCAGGGGCCCUGGGAGCAACUACCCACAUUUGGAAACGGUGUGAUCCAACAGUGGGAGCAACCAACAGGAUUGGGAACAGGGGGGUUUCAACCUGGAGUACCACGCAGGGAGGUGGUCUACCAACCCCAACCCCCCCAGUCCCAGCCAGAGUGGACCCACCCAUCCCAGCACGUCCCACAUCCUGAGCAGGGGGAGCCGAUGGGGGGAAGAGAGGCGGAGGGAGAGGGAGACAGUGGGUUUCAGGAGGCAGGGUUGUGUGUGGGUCUGGCCUGCUCACCCCUGGUGUCUCCAGAGCGGGCUAGAGGAGCCAUGAUGCUGGGCUCCAGCCGACAGAUGGUUCCCAUGGUGGGCGCCCAGCUGACCCCACUCAGUGAUGAUCUAUCUACUACGUACAAGGACAAGGCCAGGCAAGCCAAGCUGCAGAGAGGAGAGAGUGUGGUAGACAGGCAGGUGAAAGAGGCUCGUACUAAAUGUCGUUCCAUCGCCUCCCUGCUCACCGACGCUCCGUACUCCAACUCCAAAGGAGUUCUCAUGUUCAAGAAGAGACGCCAGCGUGCCAAGAAGUUCACCCUCACCUGUUUUGGCCGCGCGGAGGGGGAGGUGGGUGCUGAGACUGGGGGAGAGACGGAGGGGGAGGUGGGUGCUGAGACUGGGGGAGAGACGGAGGGAGAGGAGGAGGGAAGUUCCUUCCCCUCGGGUUCAGAGGUGGAUGAAGAGGGCUUCGCUGGAACCUUUGACCCCACCUGGGACAGCGGAUACCUGGACCUGCUGGAUAGGAGGAGCUCCGCCUGUCCGUCCACAUAUAACUCAAGGUCCCAAACACCAACCAAUCAGAGCUCAGGGUUGGAUUCCUCGGCUUAUCAGAGCCCAGAGAUUAAUGUGUCAAUCAAUCAGGGCUCUGUGGCGAACGCCCCAGCCUAUCAGAGCCCAGGGCUGGACUCCAUUGCCUAUCAGGGGAAAGAGACGGAGCAGUCUGAGCAGCAAAGGAAAAAGGUUACCCAUGUCGCCUAUAACCCCGCCCCUAACCCCUCCCCGGCCACAGGGGGCCCUGUAGGGGUGAGUCGGGCCAGUGUGGUUCUGACCCCCCCCUCUCACACACCUAACCUCCAGCCUGACCUAAACCCUAACCCUAACCCACCUGGAGGGAUCCAUAACCGCACGGCAUGCCCCUUCACCCCAGGCCUCGCCCCAUCUCGCCCUCCAGUCACCCCUGUCAUCUUUCGACCCGCCCAGCCCACUCCUGCCGUAACUAUGGUUUCCAAACCCACCGCGGCGGUAUCCAUGGUGACCAUUGCCCCUCCUCGCCCUUCAGGGGGGCCCCAGGCAAGGAGAGCGGUCUCCAGUACCUCUCUCUAUAUCCCCCCUAGACCUGCUGCAGCCAUCCUCUCUCCUACCUCUGCCCUCCCUCGUCCUCCGGUUCUAUCUCCUCCCUCUCUGGCCUCAGCUCCCUUCUCUCUUACCUACACUCCCUCUCAACCUUUCAUUCCUCCCUCUGUCCAUACUGCCACCUUCUCUCCCUCUUCUGCCCCCUAUUCUCUUCCGAAUCAUCCUCCUCAACCCACCCAACACUUCUGCUCCUUGACUGCUCAUCAACCUUUCUCUCCACCUCCUCCUGCCCCCACUCAACACUUCUCUGCUCCUCCUCGACAACCUUUCUCCCCUCCUCUUGACGCCCCAGUCUAUCCAUCCUCUGCUGUGGCUGCCCAGUCCUUCUCGGCUCCUCCUUCUAUUAAUCAAUCCUUCCCUCCUUCCUAUCCCACACCUUACUCUCACCCACCCCCCCUUGCUCAGACCCAACCCCCUCCUCCCCUGACCUUCAACCCCUAUGUUGCCACUGCGACCCCCUCCACGGCCCAGCCCCCAUCCUCUGAUUCGCUGUCCUCCCGUGAGGAGCGUAUCGCCGUCCCCGCAUCCAGAACAGGCAUACUGGCGGAGGCACGUCGUCGCAGCAACAAGAAGCCAAUGUUCCGUCCGUCUGUGGAGAACAAGAAGGACGUGUCUCCCAACCCGGCCCUGCUCGAACUGCUCCAAAACCCGGAUCACCAACCAGGAUGGGUCCACGCCCCCGGUUCCGGUCCCGGCUCCAUGGGGCCUAGUGGAGGAGUGGGAGGUGUGGAGACUGGAGGUGAGUCUGGCCCUGAAGAGGACUGGUUGAGGCUGGGGGCCGAGGCCUGUAACUUCAUGCAGGCCCGGAGAGGCCCCAAGCCCCCCCCUGUGGCCCCUAAAACGCAGGGCCCUCCACAGGUACCCCAGUUAGCAGGGAAGGGGGGUCAGCUGUUCGCCCGUAGACAGAGCAGGAUGGAUCGCUAUGUGGUGGAGAGCACCCCCUCCUCACCCCAACCCUCUCCCGGCCACCCCCGCCAGCCCUCUCCCACCCUCUCCCUCCCCUCUCAAUUCAGAUACUCCUCCAGCUGCAGAGCCCCCCCUCCCAUCAGCUACAACCCCCUCCUCUCCCCCUCCUGCCCUCCCCAGGCCCAGCGCCAGAGGGCGGGGGUAGCAGGGCAGGGUGCGAGACCAGCGGGGCAUAAAGCCGCUCCUGGGGGUCAGAAGGCUCAAGGCAUCAAGGCUUUGGACUUUAUGAGUCGCCAGCCCUACCAACUAAACUCCUCCCUCUUCAGUUACGGGGGUGGGACUCCCCAGCAAGCACAGGCCUAUCAUCAGCAGCCGAGCAUGAUGGGCGGCUCCUAUGGGCCCAUCAAGACGCCACGUGUGUAUGAGAUAAAGCGCUUCUCCACGCCACCUCCCACAGGCCCCUCCCCUACGAUCAUUGUCCCACGGUCAGCGACCACACUGGGAGAACCGCUGUGGAGGUCUGAUAUCAUUUCUCCUCUGCCCACAGCCACUCCCUGCUACCAAUCCCCCUCUAACACCCCCUACCAGCCUCAGCCCCAGUGGGUCCCUCCUCCUCCAGCCCCCAACGCCCCCCUCCCUCAGCUCCCUAGCUUCCCCUCUGCCCAUGUCCCUAACCCUCACCCCUACCCCUCCGAGCCCCACGCCCCUCAACAGGGUAACAGGCAGUUUAAGAGUGCCCCUGAUCUCAGUCCUCUUGUCCACACCCCACCUUGCCCCGCCUCCACCAAGCCCUCCAGAGUUCCUCGCCCCAGAUUCAGCACCUCUAACCUGGGUCUGCAACCCAGUGUCUGGCGCCCCGGAUCCACCACGCACUGAGAUUGCAGGUUAUGGAUUGGCACGAAACGACAGGAAUAUAAAUCCCCCCACAUUCUGUUGUGAUUUUGUUUUUUGGUCUUUGUUACGUCUAAGAAGAUGUUAGUAUGGUGCAUUGCAGGCUUUUAUUGAUUUCUUGUUUGGGCACUAUUGCAACUCUUGAAUCACACCACCCAUUUCAUAAAUUGACCUCCUCUUUUUCUCUUCGUAAAAAAUAUUGUUUGAUGUAUAGUUGAUAUGCGUUGUUGAUAUGUAUGCAUAUAUGAAUGUAAAAUAAGUAUUUAAUGACAA